Messenger RNA from Hordeum vulgare subsp. vulgare (domesticated barley), 1347 nucleotides. RefSeq names its product paramyosin-like. NCBI's taxonomy places the organism in Eukaryota, Viridiplantae, Streptophyta, Magnoliopsida, Poales, Poaceae. The transcript is spliced from 3 exons. The coding region runs from base 344 to 1324 and encodes 326 amino acids. The record is from RefSeq and is a predicted model, not a curated record.
AUCAGGAGGGAGAUCUACGACCGCCUGCGGGCCGUCGGCAACCAGGAGGCGCUCGCCGACCCCUUCUUUGACCGCGUGCUCGAGGACAACUACUAACGCCUCCCGCCAAGCUACUACAUCGACCUCGACGUGAGCAUGGAAGCCAGGGAUCCCCCACAAUUACCGUUUUGAUUUGGAGCCAGAGGUUUGUCCUGCUGAAGGAAUCGGGCGUGGAAGACAGGGCGAUUGUCGGGGUCGGCACACUCGGCGAGGAUCCGGCGAUGGAGCAGCACGUCCUCCGCCUUGUUCACCAGCGUUCCUGCGUGGCAUAGUUCUGUAAGAAUUCUCAAAAGCUCAAAAGCGAAUGUUAGAAGCCUGGAGAAUGAGAAGACUGAUGGAACGAGAGCUUGACAAAAGGUCAAAUGAUUGGUCAGCCAGGCUGGCAAGAUUUCAAGCCGAACAACAGCGACUACGGGAUAGAGUAAUGGAGCUAGCAGAGCAGAAUGUGUCAUUUCAGAGAGAAGUUACUUUGUUUGAAUCGAACCGAGUUGAGGCUUCUAACAAGAUUAGAAGUUUGGAACUGCAAAACAAACAACUGAAUGAUGAGAUGGACAAAGUUAAAGGUGAGCACACCAGUCUUUACAGAUCCUCAGUAGAGUUGCAUGAUAGCUUUACAAAAGCUGCAGAAGAAAGGGACCAAAUCCAAGAAUGCUUAAAAUCCAAAGAAGAUAACAGUAGGGCACUGCACAAGGUGAUUGCAAGGUUACAAGGGGCAUCUAAUGAGCAGGAAAAAACAAUAAAUGGGCUCAGGCAAGGAUUUAGUGUUGAAUUAGGAAAUAGAUCUGUUGGAAGUAGCGAAAGCAUCACCAGGAUGCAAAUGGAACUUUUGAGACUUACUGGAGUUCAGCAAAAGCUGAGAAAAGAAAUUCAGUCCUGUAACCUUGAAGUAGAGUCUCUUCAGCAAGAGAACAUAGGGAUUUCAAAUCGUCUACAAAGCAGUGGGAAUGGAUUAAGUUUAUCCUCACAUCGUCUUGUCCUGGAACUUCACGCUAGAGUGGACAACUUGCACAUGCAAGGCUUACCGUUACUUGAAGAUACUAGCUGUCUUUGUGGCAAGUUGUUGGGCGUCAUGAAAUCGAAGAGUGAGACAAUUGGCAGUGUUGAUGCACUAGCAGACAUUGAAUACACUGUGAAGUACCAGAACCUAAGACAAGGAAUAGAUUAUUUAGCCCUUAGUCUGAGAAAAGUUAAAUCUGUGUUGGUUGAAAAACACAAUAAAGAAGACAACAUAGUGGGUGUUUCUGUGGGACAUGAUACAUUAUAUGUUAUUGCUGUUCUUGAGUAAAGUGUAAGUUGUUCACUGGUUUA